CUGGCGCACAAACGCAUGAGGACGGUGACCAACUACUUUCUGCUCAACUUGGCUUUCUCCGACGUCUCCAUGGCCGCGUUCAACACGCUCGUCAACUUCAUCUACGCGUCGCACGGAGAGUGGUACUUCGGAGAGGUCUACUGCCGCUUCCACAACUUCUUCCCCGUCACCGCGGUGUUCUCCAGCAUCUACUCCAUGACCGCGAUAGCCAUCGACAGGUACAUGGCCAUAAUCCACCCUCUGAAACAGCGUCUGUCGGCGAAGGCCACCAUGGGAGUCAUCGUCUGUAUCUGGAGUCUGGCCGUGGUCCUCGCUUUCCCCCUCUGCUACUUCUCCACCACCCGAGCUCUGCCUCACAGGACGCUCUGCUACGUGGCCUGGCCCCGCAUGGUCGGCGACCCCUUCAUGUAUCACAUCAUCGUGACAGGUCUGGUCUACGUGCUGCCCUUAGUGGUGAUGAGCAUCACUUACACCAUCGUGGGGGUGACUCUGUGGGGAGGGGAGAUCCCCGGGGACUCGGCCGAUAACUAUCACGGUCAGCUCCGAGCCAAGCGGAAGGUGGUGAAGAUGAUGAUCAUUGUGGUGGUGACCUUUGCCCUCUGCUGGCUGCCCUAUCACGUCUACUUCAUCGUGACGGGUCUCAACAAGCGUCUGAGCAAGUGGAAGAACAUCCAGCAGGUCUACCUGUCGGUGCUGUGGCUGGCGAUGAGCUCCACCAUGUACAACCCCAUCAUCUACUGCUGCCUCAACAGCAGGUUUCGGGCCGGUUUCAAGCAUGUGUUCCGCUGGUGUCCCUUUGUCCACGUCUCGAGCUACGAUGAGCUGGAGCUCCGGAACACGAGACGGCGACCUGGUUACCAGAGCAGCAUGUGCACCCUCUCACGGGGCGACACUUUAACAGUUAUCUUUUCCCCUCCGAAUACAGCAACCACCACCCGGCAUCAGAUAAGACAAACUGUAACUGAAGUGUCAACGCUAAAAUGAAAAGCAGAUGUUGAAAAUGCAGGCAAGCACAGACCUUAAGUCAGGAGAAUUAAUUUCUGGUAGCAGCGAAAAUAAAAUCAAGUCCACGCACUGAAAACUGCAGGGGUGUGAUGAUCCUACGCAGAUCAAAUUACUGGGAAGUGGAAAACAAAUACUUAUCUCACUAGGCAGCUCCUUCUCUUUUCCUGAGGAAGGAAAACUCAACGCCCCCCUGACAUCUACUUACUUGCUCUACUGCAGCUUUUCAACCAAGACCAUUUUUUUUGUUUCUUCAUUCCAGAUUGUGAUGUUUAAACAAACUUGGUUGUUUUCUCGGGAUGUUUCUGAAAAAACGGGUUCAUCCUUUUUGUAAGACCUUAUUAUAAGACCCCUAUAAACACAGCAGCCAGACUCUCCAAAUCUAGAAUAUAUUACUAUGAUUUUAGCUUCCAGUAAAGUUGAGAUUUGUUUGAAAGAUUACAUUUUCCGACUUUUAAGGUCCAUUCUGGACUUGCACCUUCGUACAUUUUGGAUCUUUUGACGCCAUAUCUAACCUCAGGUGCUACUCGCCAUUUAACCGUGGCAGGGGGGGACUAGAGGUUACCGGGCCUCCUUUGGAACAAUGUCC
Molecule: messenger RNA, 1591 nt
Organism: Pleuronectes platessa (European plaice)
Lineage: Eukaryota; Metazoa; Chordata; Actinopteri; Pleuronectiformes; Pleuronectidae
Gene: tacr3l
Product: tachykinin receptor 3-like
Exons: 6
Coding region: 16-984 (322 amino acids)
Biological process (GO): positive regulation of flagellated sperm motility; G protein-coupled receptor signaling pathway
Cellular component (GO): sperm midpiece; plasma membrane
Molecular function (GO): tachykinin receptor activity
Source: RefSeq, a predicted model, not a curated record